Molecule: messenger RNA, 10643 nt
Organism: Anastrepha obliqua
Lineage: Eukaryota; Metazoa; Arthropoda; Insecta; Diptera; Tephritidae
Product: shootin-1
Exons: 7
Coding region: 746-7846 (2366 amino acids)
Cellular component (GO): eukaryotic translation initiation factor 4F complex
Molecular function (GO): mRNA binding; protein binding; translation initiation factor activity
Source: RefSeq, a predicted model, not a curated record
CCUUAUUUUUUGGGAAAAACAGUACAUCAAAAAUCACAAGACAACUUAAAAAUUUUGCAUUUUCUUGCCGUUUCUUCCUUCUUCCGCUUCGUUUCGUUUAGUUCAGAUUAACUUUUUUUGGUUUUACUGUUCUCGAUUACAUACUCCUGUUUCAUAUUCCUUUUCUAAAAAAAGAAUUCAAAACAGAAUAGAAAAACACAAAAAGGAACAGAAAAAUCGUGUCCGUUACUUUUGCGAAAUUGUCGCAAAGGCGACAAGGAAAUUUGUCGUCCAAAGAAGUUCAUCAAUAAAACUUUUUUUGUAACAUAAAAAAAGACAAAUAACAAAGAUCUAAACCAAUUUUUUACAUUAAUACAAUUGUAAAAAAAAAACAAAAAGAAUUCAAAACUUGCAAAACUAAUUAGUUAUAUUUUGCAUUACAAACGCCAACCUUUAAUAUAAAAAAGGUGCUGAAAAUUGAAACAAUAGAAGUUCUCUAAAGGAUUACCGCAUUGCAUUACGAUUUGUGGCAAAAUUGCGCUACCUAUCGGCAAGAAGUGAAAUUCUACCAGCGUAGACUAAGAAAACAAAGGUAAAUUCUACACGCUAGUAACAGUUACAAGUCUUUGUGACCAUUAACGCAUUAGUCUACCAUCGUCGGUCUGGAAAGACAUAUAUGGUUUAAAAAUUAAGUUCGAUUCGCGCAAAAUAUUAAGCAGAGAAGACGCAGCAACAACAAAGGAAGCGGUCUUUGAAAGAUCCUCCUAUGUUCAUUCAAACGGGAGGGGGUGGGAAGGGAAUACGCCCAAAUCAACAGCAUCAGCAGCAACAACAUCACCACCAGUCGCAUCAUCAGUCGCACCACCAGACACAUCAUCCACACGCCCAACCACAGCAACAGCAAACGCAAGUGUCGUCCGUACACCACGGUCAUCCAGCGUCCCAGCAAACGCAUUCCCACCACCCUCACCAACAGCAUCAGCACUCCCAUCAACAGCAUCAACCACACCAGCAACAGGCACAGCAGCAGCAGCAGCAACAGCAGCAGCAACAACAGCAGCAACAGACUCAGCAUCAUCAUCCGCCACCCCUAGCAUAUUAUUCGUUUCAAUUAAGUCAAGCACAGCCUCCGCCCCCCGCCCAACAUCCACAAGCGCCCAAUAAUGCAGCAGUCACGGCAUCACAAAUGGCCCCUUCUCCCCCCACACAGGCCAAUACAGCUGGCGCUACGUCGACUGUGUCCGCAACUCAAUCGCACAGUCUGGUGGGGGGCGCUAGUGGAGGUAUGUCCGGCGGCGGGAAUAGCGCCAGCGCAACAAACAUCGCUAGACAACAUGCCGCAGCGGCAGCAGUGGCGGCAGCAGCUGCUGCGGCCAAUAGCGGCGCCAAUAUGCAGCACUAUACGACUGGAGCGGCGCUCAUGCAACCGCCGGCGACGAGCACGGCAUUCAUGACCACCACCUAUCUGCAGCAGUAUCAUCAGCAGUCGGCUGCAGUAAUAGCCGCAGCAGCAGCGGCUGCACAGUAUAACAACAAUGCCGCAGCAGCUGCAGCGGCCAAUAACCAAAGCGGAGCGGGCAGCACACAAACAGCCUCCACACUGUACCAACAACAGCAGCAACACCACGCAGCUCUUCAUCAUCCGCAGACAUCGUUACAUACACACUACUAUCACACAGGCGCUGGCGCCGCACCAACGCCUCCACCACAUUUACAUCCCCAUCAUCAUCCACAGCAGCAUCAAUUGCGCGGUGUUUUAACAGCGCCGCCGCACCAACGUCAGCCACAAACCACAUAUUUGGUGUCGGCAAAUGCGAUCUUUGCACUACCACCAGGCCCAUUGACAGCAGCGCCGCGUACGUCAUUGUUAGCCGCCGGUGCUCAUCAGCAGGCAGGUAGUACAGGUGGUGGAAUGCCGGUGACACCGCUGCUACAAUCGGGUGCGCGCGCUGCCGCUGGCGGUCCAACAGCCUAUAUAACAUCGCCGUUCUGCCAACCACCAAUGCCGAUGGGCGCACCUGGUCUAACACCACCCCAGCCAUUGCUAGCGACUCCCUCUGCUUUGGCACAGCAGGCACUACAAACGUAUGGGCAUUUAACUGGUGCGGGCGCAUCGAAUUCAUCAUCGACGACUUCUUUGACAACACCCGUUGGCGGCGGCGUCGGCGGUGCGAGUGGUGGUAGUACAGGCAACACUGGUGGCACUGAAACAGUCAAGCCGCGUAAACACGCUAUACCCAUAAUACAUCCGAUAACUCACGAGAACAUACUGGACCCUAAACCACAAAAGAAGAGUACUGCAGUGGAGGUAAAGCCUUCGGGCACAGAUAAUGCGGCAGAAACACAGGAGAACAUAGCAAGCGCCAAGGAGCCAACAGACAAAUCCAUCACAGUGUCCAUAACUAAGACACAAUCGUUCACAUCGACCGUAGCCGUGACCACGAAGGAACAACACAGCAGUGAGAAUGUAUCCGUCACUGCGGGCGCGGCAAACGUGGCAAUACAAAGUUCUUCGUCGAAGGAGAAAAUCGAUCAGCAAAUGCAGACGGAUGCGGUGCGGGAUCGUAGCACAUGCAGGCGUGUGAGCACAUACGAGGGGCAUACGACUGACUCCCCGCCACCUCUUUCCAUCGUCUCUGGUAAUGAAGACAAUGAGAAUUAUCUUUAUGAAAAUUUGCAGGCUACACAAGGCAGUGACCUAAAUGUGAAUGUACUUUGUAAUCGGAUGGGCGAGUAUUUGAAUGAGGAAGAGCAGCAGCUGAGCGUGGGAGACGAGCAAUCGGCAUUGCAUGCUACAACCAGCAUACACAGUGCGACCGGCGAUGACGGCGACGACAGCAAUUACGAUGAAGAAUCUACAUCCCUAAUGUUAGAUGUUGCUGAAAACGAGCAAGAAAAUUUCGAACUGGUAGGGCUAUAUGGUGUGGCGCAAGGUAUGCAACAACAUCCUUCUUCCGGCAGCGACGCGGACGACAAGUUCACACAAGAUCGACACGAAGAAUCUGAUAUCUCCGCUGUUACCUCAGUGACCACACUGAGUGGCGCCGAGGACGACAACAACAAAUCAAGUAUAAUUCAAUCGCUAGAUCAGCGGUCCACAGCUACUGAAACUGUUUUUCCGGCGCAGUCAGGGCAGCGCGCGAAGUCCGCACAGAUCCAAAACGCAGUGACAACAACCGCAACCGCCAGCACUGAUACUUUAUGCGCGGAAACAUUUACAGCAACAACCGCAGGUGGCCAGACUAGUGCACCUACAACAACGCAAACGUCUGCAGGCGCGACAAAGACACAAUUAAAGAGCAGUAAAUCGAAUACAUCAAUCAGUUUAGGUGCGACUCCGAUAGACAGUGGCGUUGCACCCACAACAAUGCAACAUAGCGGCAAAACAUCUACACAAAAAACUACUCCUAACACUUCGGGUGCCUCAUCAUCGGCCACAUCGACACCCACACAUCAUACAUACACACAGCCACAGCAAACACAGCGGCAGCAGUAUCAGCAACAACAACAACCACAACAACAGCAAAGAAAAUCUGGCGCUACUGCAGCGGCAAUUCCGAGUGUUGCCAGUGCAGUUGGCAGUACAAUGGCCGCAUCGGGAGGUGGUGGCGUUGUCAGUUGUGGUCUGCCAACCUCGCAAGGCGGUGUAGCUGCAAAUUCGAAAAAGGGUCGCAAAGCGUCAAAACGCGCUAAGGAAAGCCAGAAGAAGCUCAGUAAGCAUAGCGACGUUAAUAGCCAACGCUGCAAUGCUGCGACGCUAAGCAGCAGCAACAAUAAUAACAAUAGUAUUAGUAAUAAUAGUGGCAGCAUUAACAAUAACAACAAAAGUAUAUUAAACAAUGCCAAUAAUAAUCUUAAUAAUAAUUUAGCAACUAAAAAUAUGACAACUGUAACGGCAACAACAACCAACAUCCUGACUGAUAUCAAUAAUGCAAAUAGUUCUAGCGAUAGUGGUAAUUUAAUAGAAACAAUUACAACAGCGAAUUUAAGACAACAACAACAACACCAACAGCAACAACCACAUCAACAAGCACUGCAACAACGUAGCGGCAGUGUAACGAAAAGUGGGAGUUUGACACGCGGCAUGCCAACGAAAACGAAUACAAGAAGUGAUUCCCUGACGGACAUUCAUCAAACGAUCGAUCCCGUUUCACCUGUCUUGACACCACCACAACAACAACAACAGCAACAGCAACCAUCUAAACACUUAAAGACUCAGGAAAUUGUAGCUCAAUUCCUGCAGCCAUCAGAACAGCAAUUGCAAUUUCUCAACAGUUCUUCGUCUGCAUGUGAAGAUGAGGAGGAAAUGUGCGCACGCCUACAAAUGCAGCUGCAACAAGAUACAGCAGCAAACAACAUGCAGGAUAUUAAAUUUGGCGACUUUGCGGAAGGGAAAGAUUGCGACGGAACUACAUCGCCACCACCUAUGGGGGCACAACAACAACAAUUGGAACAAACUCGACAAGUCAAAUCCAGCUCACCUGAAAAGGAAGCGGCGAAUCCCAAUAAGACAGAUUCGUCGAAAGAUGCUGUGGAUUGCGUGCCAAUCGCCAGCACGAUAACGCUAACGAAAAACAGCAACGCGGGCAGUGCCCGUGCCGGUCAAAAAUCGGCUAAUGUGCAGAGCAGCGCCAUAGUGCCACCCAAACCGCGCAAAUACUCAUUGGAUGAGUUGAAGUCGCUUUCGAAGUCGAGCGAGGCACGCAAGCCGCCUAUGGUAUCUUGUCAACGUGGCGAUUGCAUUUCACAGCUGUUUGUAUCGCGACAGCAGCAUCAUCACCUAACACAUCAUGCCCACAACAUGUCCUCAUUAGCGUUACAUCAGCAUUUGCAACAACAACAAUACCAACACAUGAACUUCAAUGAAUCCAUGGAAUUGGUGAGCGGCAAGCGUGGACGCAGCGGUCAGGCGAAGAAGCAUCACGAGCAUCAGACUGGUGGUGGUGCUAUUAGUGGUGUGUUGAGCGUUGCGGCUACAGGUGUCGGCGGCUCGGUGGGUCCGGGUGGAAUGGGCAACGUGGGUGGCAUUAUGAGCGCACAGCAGCAGCGUAAAGUUGACUUUAUACGCGUGCAGUUGUCGCUGAAGGAAGAGAUCAAGCUGUCGGAGUGUGAAAAUGCUUGGCAACCGGAAACGUUGCGCAGCAAAUCCAAUAAUGUUUCGCCGUCGGGCGCUAACGAGGACAUCGACGCGAUGCUGAAGAAGGUGCGCGGCGUUCUAAACAAGCUGACGCCCGACAAUUUCGAUGUGCUACUCAAGUCGAUGACGAGCAUCACGAUGAACACACAGGAGAAAAUGCAACAAGUGAUGCUGCUAAUUUUUGAAAAAACCGUGAGCGAACCGAAUUUCGCCCCUACAUAUGCCAAAUUCUGCAAAGUGCUCUUUCAAGAAAUCAAGGCCGAGAGUAAGCAGCUUUUCUCAAGCUCGCUAAUCAACCGCAUCCAACAUGAGUUCGAGACAAAUGUGAACGAUGCAAAUGCAAAAAAAUUAAAGUUGCAACCCAUGGUCGAUAGGUUGGAGAGUUGCAUAGACUCGAAAGAACGCCUGGAACUGCAGGCUGAAUUGGAAGAUCAGGAAUAUCAGUUCCGACGUCGUGCUUGGGGCACAGUUCGCUUCAUUGGCGAAAUGUUCAAAUUGCAAUCGUUGACUAACGAUCGAGUGUUCAUGUGUAUCGAAUCUCUGCUGGAGCAUGGCUCCGAGGAAAAGCUGGAGUAUAUGUGUAAGCUGCUGACCACAGUGGGGCACCUUCUGGAAUCGCCAGAUCACACAAGCAAUGUACGAAUGGAUAAGAUCUUUCGCAGAAUACAGGAUAUCAUUCAUAAAUCGCGUAGCAAUAAACCAGCUGGCGGCCAUUUCAAGAUCAGCAGUCGUGUGCGUUUCAUGAUGCAGGAUGUUAUGGACUUACGCGCGCGCACCUGGGAUCAUCCACAGUCGCAACCACAACAACAGCAACAACAACAAAUGCUGAUGCAACAACAACAACAGCAGCAGCAAUCAACGCAACGUCGCUCAGCGAUGAGCUCGAAGCAGGACGACAAAAUGCAGUCAGGCAUGAGCUGCAACAUGUACGAGAAGAACAAUCGACUGGGCAACUACGGUGGUGGCGGCGGCGGCAAUUCGGGCAAUCAACGUCACUACUUUCAAAAAUCUCAAAAGUCACAGCAAUUUAUGCAACAACACGAACAAAAACUGAAUAUCGAUUUAAACAAGCUAAAAUUCACUAACGAUGAGGUAACCCAAAGCACAACCAAACUCGGCAGCUCCACGCUAUACCUUUGGCGCACACCAGGAAGGCAGACUGUCGCAAACACAACCGUGGGCGGUAAUCCGCCCGCAUCACUGUUGACUUUGAACUCCAGUGGCAUGAACGCAGCCAACAGCAGCGGCUUUAAGCGCCAGUCCUCUAUGCUAAGCUCAGCAACAACAACAGCAAUUCCGUCGGCACUGGCCAAUAAUCCUUUUCAAGUGCUCGAUAGACAGGAGAAAUCGAACGAGUCAUAUAUGGGUGCGUCAACAUCACCGCAAGAGCACAAAGACUCACAGUUCGCAUUGGACGAUAGCGAUUUGCCCAACCUGAGUAAGAAGGAAUGUCAAAAAUUGCUUAAUCAACUGAUCGAGGAAGUACUCGACGGCGGCAGCAGCCGCAGCAGCAGCAUGAGCAAUAGCUGGCAGCAUGAAACUGUUAACGAGUGGUGUAGUCUCAAUUUGCGUCAACAAAAGUCCUUGCUUAAGUACCUUUUUAACGACUACCUGCACUUGGCCACAGUGAAGCGUGCACAGCGAAAGGCUUGCGCCGCCAUAUUUGUGCAUUUGAUGCGCGCCAAAGUUUGUGAGCCGCAAAUGUUUGCACAAGUCUACACAGCACUGGCAGACGAACUGCCUGACCUGCAGGUUGACGUGCCCAAUCUUUGGACAUACAUUUUUGAGUUUAUUGGACCGCUCUUGCACGAGCAACUGUUGCAUUUCAACGACAUUUGGCUACCACAAUGGGCUGACGACAUACACUUUACGAAACGUUUUCUCCAAGCGCUCAUCACCUACUUCACCAGCGAAUUUGGCGCUACAUACACGCGUGAACUGUGGAAUAAAGAGUUCAAAUUAGAACAUGGCCAGCAAUUCAUGAACGAUGCCGCACAAUGGCGCGACUUUAUCAACUCUAAUGAAUUUCAGUACAUACACGAUCGCAAUUAUAAACCACCGCUCACUGUGCAUGCAACGUCGAGUCAUCCCGCUGCCAUAGCGGAGCAAAUGGCACGCAUUGAAUAUUUACUGAAUGCUGCAAAUGGCUGCGAUCUAGCCAUAGACUACAUAAAUACGAAUGUGCACAUAAACACGCAUUUCAUACGCAGCCUUACGAAAUUUCUCUGCUGUGAUUACGCAACUGUGAUGCCGACGACAAGCGCGUCCAGUGCGACGCAUUCAACGACGACGACUGAUAAAAGUAGUAGACAAUUAGACGCCGAACUAUUUCGCCAGAAAUGCAUACCGCUACUGAGGCUUAGCCUAGACGGCGUGGAGGCGCAUGAGUUGGCUUGUCUUGACGCUAUCGUUGACGCCAUGCAGCAAUUCCAUGACAUUCCAACCGCCAAUCAGCUCAUCUGUAGCGUAUUCGAUUUGAUCUACGAUAGUGAGGUGAUACCGAAAGAGUCCUUCGACAAGUGGUAUCGGGCGGAGCAAGCAAAUGUCUGUGUAAUUGAUAAUAAAGAAGCAAAAAGCUUUCUGGAGACCAGUAAUAGCGCGACGAGUCUAAUGAAGGCGUCAGCAAAGAAGUCGUUGGCGUUAGCGCCGAUGGCAUCCUCUAGCAAAGCUGGCAGUGGCAGUGGGCGUAUGAAUGAAGAGUUGCACGCUUACAUGGAAAAGCUGCUUUAGCGCCGUAGGCGCCAAGGCCGCACCGACAAAUAUAAGCAAAAACAACAGCAGUAGGGUAGCGGGUGUGGAGUUGGGGGCCAUUGUAAUGGCAGCGCGGCCAAGCAACAACGCACUUAUGCUGUGUUACAAUUUCAGUGAGAUGAAUAAAAGCGAGCAGAGGAGGAAGACGUAAAUGGAAUUACAUACAAAUAGUAAACUCAAUUAAAGAAUAUACACAAAACCUGCAUAGGAAACGUCGGAUUAACUGUUAUGCCCAUGUUUUGCCGCCGCCUGUUUAGCACCGCCCCACACGACCACCCACACAACAAUAAUUAAAAAAAAUGAGGAAUGAAAAAAAGAAUUAGUCUGUAUAUAUGAAAAAUGCAUAUUUUUAGCUGAGCGAACGAAAGGCACUAACAAAUCAAAGCUAAACAAAACAAAACUAAUAGGCAAACUACUAAUUAAAAAGAAAAAGAAAAAACAACAAAAAAACACAAACAUAACAAAAAGUCAGAAAACAAAAGCGAAACAAAUUCAAAACUAACUGCUACAUUAGAGUGUGUAUGUGUGUAUGCGUGUGUACAUAUUAGUAAGUAAUGUAAGGCAUUUAGCGAAGAACUUUUGAAAAAAGUUUAGUGGUGAACAACAGCCCACAAUAAUUUGGUCUCAAAAAUCGUCACGUAAAGAUUUUAAUAGUUUGCUAUUUUUUAUUGAAAAAUCUUGACAAAAUUACAUUUAAUGCGCCAACAUUUGUUUUUGGCUCUCUCUCUCUCUCUCUCUCUCUAUCUAUCUCUCCUAUUUAAUUUAAAGUGUUUUCCUAUUUUCGGAAUAUCAUACAAGUAUUAAAAAACAAAAACAAAAACAAAAAAUAAAUAAAAACAAAAAAUCGUUCAAACCUUAACGAUGCAAGAGAGAAAAAACUGACGCUAACACUUAUACAUAUAUUUUAUGUAGUACAAUUAGAAUAUAUGAUGUAAAUUUAAAAUUUUAGUUUUAAAUCUAAGCACCCACACCUGAAUCUCUAACAGGAAAAGAAAGUGAGAAAGAGGUAUGCAAAAUACCCUCUUUUGCUUUUCACAAGCAGUAAGGCCAAGAAAUGCGUACACAAAAACGCACACGGAAUGCGUCGUCAUUGCGCAGGUACGUCAAUGCUGCUGCCUACCUCGCGUGCGCGCUUAACCGCUACUCGUCAAGUGCUCGCAUUCUUGCGCGUAAUUUCUGUGUGCAACCGGUCCUAAUCAUUCCUAUUACUUAUUAUUGUUUUGUAUAUAAAUGCUUAAGCAAAGGUCGAAACAUCAAUCACAUUCACAUUCACAAUCCCACGCACAUAACUUAUUUAUCACACUCAUUGCCCUCCAUCACCUUGCCAUGCCUAUUAACCUUUCCAUGGGCCUCAACAGCCUACGUACAUUUAGCCAAGCCAUUCCAUUGCCUCUCUGCAGCUAAGCACACAUACAAACGCCGCUUUUUGUAUACUUCAUUUAAUGCAUUUUGGUCUCUUUGGUACCUUUACCCUUUGGGAAUAGUAGUACGAUUAAUAAAAUUUCACCAAAUACCUGUUUACGCCACAUGUAUAAAAUUGCACAUUGCAUUCGAGUAGUGCAGCAAAUUUCGUAGUAGUAUUAAGUAUUGUUUUUUGUUAAUUUUUUUUUAAGAAAAUUUUUGUGUUAAAAACUUACCAUCACAUUAACCACAUUAAACGGCUGUCUGAAUUCUUUUAUCGGUAUUAUAAUUAUUUCAUUUAUUCAAAAAAAAAAACAAUUUUUUUUAACCAAAUCACACACGCACACCACCUUUACUAUACACACAACAACAAAAUUGGCAAUAUUUCAUGUAAUUGUUGAAUGAAGAACAGAACUACAACUACACAGAAAGGUUAAAAAUCACAAAGCAUUAUUCAAAAAAUUAAUAUCUCACUAUCUCACUACAAGUGGAAGAAAUCCAUAAACCGCAAUUCACGAGAAGCAUACAGAAAUUCCAAAGAAUUGUUGUAACUUUUUUCUAACUGAAAAUGUUGUGAAACGUUCGAUGAUAAAAAAGAUUUAAAUAAAAUCAAAUUAACAAAAACAAAAAAAAACAAAAUUUAACUAAUUGAUACUAUAGAGGAAAUUCCAAUGUGAAGAGUAAAGUAUUUUAGAACAAAAAUAAAAGAAUAAAAAAUUCCAAAAAGAAAAGAAAGAAAACAAAAAUUAUUUAAAGCAGAAAAACAUGUACCCUGUGCGCUUUAAGCCGCCUUUAUUUAUUUUCUAUGUACAACAUAAGCAUAAACAUACUUAUUAAAAGUUAAAUUAUUCUAUAUUCUAUUCCUUUUUGUAUAAAGGUUUUCGUAGCAAUUAAUAGUAAAGCCUCCAUAUUCAAGAGUAAGGCUUUCCACUAAUUGUAGGACUCUACACGCGAUAAACGUCAGACAAGUAACAAAACAAAAAAAGGAAAACUUAAAUUUCGCAAUUUUUUUCGUAUAAUUUUUAAGUAGCUCUCAAUUUUAGAUACCAUUCGAUCGCAAUGAAAAGUAAAAUAAAAUGAAUGCAAUAAUGCUAAAUAUUGAUUACACACAGCCAGCCAGCAAAUGUGUGGAAUGAAAAAGAAAAAACUAUAUAACCAUCUUACUGAAAAAUCAUUAAAAAGAAUUCAGCUACAUUUUGAGGCUAACGAAGUUAUUUGAAAUAGUUGAAGCCCCUAAAAAUAUACAAUACAUGUUUGUAUGUAUGGGGCCAUCAUUGUAAAAUGAUCUACGGAAACGAGAUAUUCGCAAAAUAUAAAGAAGUUAAUUCAUAAAUUUGAAAGUGGCGUUUAUUUGAAGUCGAGGUAUACAAAUUAU